CACCUUUCAACAUAUUUCCUUUCCCCUCUCUCUCUAGACCCUGCUUUCUCUCUCUAGAUUCCGGUCUCUUUUUCUCUCACUAAAAUGGAAGCCGAUUCGACCACGAUCAACGUUACAGAGACACCGAAGGAACGGAAAGGAAAGGCGCCACUUUUGGCUGCACCGCCAGCCUCAAGUGGUAUCAAACGAGUGUUUCAAAAGGCUCCGAAGGGAGGGUCUAAACGAGGGCUAGCCGUAUUCGAUGUGAUUCUAAGGCUAGCCGGCAUCGCUACUGCUUUAGGAGCCGCGAUAGCCAUGGGUUCUACGGACCAAACCCUCCCUUUCUUCACUCAGUUCUUUCAGUUCAAAGCCGAGUUCGAUGAUUUACCCGCUUUUACGUUUUUUGUGAUCGCCAACGCCAUCACCGCCGCCUACCUAGCCCUGACGAUCCCUAUAUCAAUCGUAUGCAUUAUCCGGCCGCAUUUGGUGGCCCCGAGGGUCCUUCUCAUCUUCCUUGACACGGUUAUGGUCGCAUUGACCACGGCGGCAGCCGGCGGUGCUGCAUCCAUAGUCUACUUGGCUCAUAACGGGAACUCGGAUGCAAAUUGGCCUGCAAUCUGUCAACAAUUCAACGAUUUCUGCCAAAAAGUGAGCGGGGCAGUUGUCGCGUCUUUUCUGACGGUCGUCGUUCUCAUGGUCUUGAUCGUUUUAUCUGCAUUUGCUCUUUAAAUAUACAUGAAUUCUAUUCACGAUUGUCUUGUUUUCAUUAUCCCGAUUUGUGUUUCGAUCAAUCUCAAAGUGUGAAUUAAAAUGGUUGUAAAGUUGUUCA
Messenger RNA from Cynara cardunculus var. scolymus (artichoke), 808 nucleotides. Its product is annotated as casparian strip membrane protein 1. The record is from RefSeq and is a predicted model, not a curated record. NCBI's taxonomy places the organism in Eukaryota, Viridiplantae, Streptophyta, Magnoliopsida, Asterales, Asteraceae. Bases 85 to 708 code for a protein of 207 amino acids. The transcript has 3 exons.